AUGUCCACUGGUGGCAUUGUCAUCAAUAUUGAAGAUGCUCUCUUGUCCAGUGGGACUUCCUCCAUCAGCGCUGGUAACCCUAGUGGCUUGACAGUGGGUCCCACUGUGAACAUCUCGGGUGUGUCCCAUGGUCCCACCCAACCCACUGCAUCUAGCACUGGCUCAUCUAGCACAUCCUACAGGUCUUUUGGCCUGACUUGGUGUUGUAGAACGAGACGGAGAGGAGCAACUGAGGCUGAUAUCAGUGUUGUGUGGCACUAGGCUGUGAUAGUCGCUUCUUUGCGUUUUCUUGGGAGUUUCUUGGAGACGUGUGGAAUGAUCAGGAUGGAAAGACAAAAGUUUCCAUUCACUAUUGAAAAUAUUCUCAGCAAAUAUCCAAACAGCAAUGAAGACAAGGAGUCAGGUGGAGUGAGUGGUCUUGAACUAAAGGAGAAGACAAAGUUUCAUGCAGCAGGCCACACGGAGUCUGUGCAUCAUGCCUGCUUGUGCUGUUGCUGCUGCUCCCACUGUCCUGACAUAUUCCACACCGACUUCAUUCAUGAAGCCUGUCAAUAUGGAUGGAGCCCAGUGCUGCUCUCAGAGCCGUGCAGGCUGGGGGACACUCUUAAGGAGGAGCUGCCAUUAGGUCAGGUGCAGAGGCGAACCAGACGUCACCGUACCAUUUUCACUGAGGAUCAGUUGGAAGCGCUGGAGGAGCUGUUCCUGCAGAACCAGUAUCCAGAUGUGAAUACACGAGAUAAACUCGCACAGCGCACUCACUUAAGAGAAGAAAGAGUGGAGGUUUGGUUUAAAAACCGAAGAGCAAAGUGGAGACGUCAGAAAAGACUUUCAUUUGUUGUUGGAAACACAGAGAACUAA
Molecule: messenger RNA, 858 nt
Organism: Cololabis saira (Pacific saury)
Lineage: Eukaryota; Metazoa; Chordata; Actinopteri; Beloniformes; Belonidae
Product: homeobox protein goosecoid-2
Biological process (GO): regulation of transcription by RNA polymerase II
Cellular component (GO): nucleus
Molecular function (GO): RNA polymerase II cis-regulatory region sequence-specific DNA binding; DNA-binding transcription factor activity, RNA polymerase II-specific
Source: RefSeq, a predicted model, not a curated record